Molecule: messenger RNA, 823 nt
Organism: Anguilla anguilla (European eel)
Lineage: Eukaryota; Metazoa; Chordata; Actinopteri; Anguilliformes; Anguillidae
Product: monocyte chemotactic protein 1B-like
Exons: 3
Coding region: 41-436 (131 amino acids)
Biological process (GO): positive regulation of GTPase activity; cellular response to type II interferon; positive regulation of ERK1 and ERK2 cascade
Cellular component (GO): extracellular region
Molecular function (GO): chemokine activity; CCR chemokine receptor binding
Source: RefSeq, a predicted model, not a curated record
GGUCGGCCCAGUAGCAGUUGAGAACAGUGUUCGGUCUGCAAUGUCCAUCGGCUGCCGUCUACCAUUUUGGGGAGGAAUGAAGCUCUUUCUCACCGCUGCCUUGUUCUGCGUUCUUGUGGCAAGCACCUGCGUCUCAGCCACGAAUGGGCCUGCUUUGAGCUGCUGCCUCACCAUCACAGACACCAAAGUCCACCCGAAAAACAUAGUGGAUUACACAAUCCAGAAGAUUGGACUCUGUCCUGUAGAGGCAGUUGUGUUCCGGACACGGAAGAAGAAGACGGUCUGCUCUGAUCCUGGCAAGGCCUGGGUUGCGAGGGCCAUGGACAAGGUGGACAAGCUGAAGAAGGAGAGGGGGAGCGACAGAGCGGCGCGAGGGAAAGCCGCGCGGAACAAAGCAGGCCGACGCGAGCAGAGGAGACAGACGGUCAGCGCGUAGAAGAGGGAGGGCUGAAUGCCCGGAGGGAUCGAUGGGGAGAGGAGGCAAAGAGCCUCGCUAAUAUGAAUUCUGUUAAGAGAACGUGAAAUAUGCGUACUAUAUAUCUUACCCCUGCUGUAAAUGUCACACCUUCAGGCACCGUUCCAGGGUGAAGUAAUCAAAUUAUUUCAUUUCAUUAAUUUCUUUUUCUUUAAAAUUUUAUAUUAAUAUUGAAUCAUUUAUACUGCCCCAACUGUCAGAGUACGGGUAAUAUACUGUUGGUGGGUGGGGAAUUAGGCAAACAGUAUAUGCUUAUGUGAAACAUAAAUUUGUCGUUACUGUAUAAAUGUUGUGAGGGGAUUUUUAAUAAUGACUCUCAUCUAAUAAAGCCAGCUACUAUGUUCUAGA